AUGGCUUCGCUGCAAUCCCUCAUAAUAGUCACCCUGGCAGCCCUGCCAACCAUCAACGCUGUCUACACCAACGGCUCUGUAAUCGCCCCCUGUGACUCGCCCAUAUACUGCCACGGCGACAUCCUCCAAGACAUCCAGCUGGCGCACCCCUUUUCCGAUUCCAAGACCUUUGUAGACAUGCCAGCAAAGAGACCCCUCCCCGAAAUCCUCGCCGCCUUCAACAACCUCUCCAAACCCCUUACAAACUCCUCCUCCCUCCAAACCUUCCUCGCAACCUACUUCGCCGACGCCGGCGGCGAACUCGUCGACGUGCCCCGGUCCAACCUCUCCACCAACCCAACCUUUCUCUCCAGAAUCAACGACACCGUCAUCCGCCAAUUCGUCUCCAAAGUCAUCGACAUCUGGCCCGACCUGACGCGCCGCUACUCCGGAACCGCCGUGGGCAACUGCUCAACUUGUCCCAACAGCUUCAUCCCAGUGAACCGCACCUUUGUCGUCGCGGGCGGACGCUUCCGCGAGCCGUAUUACUGGGACUCGUACUGGAUCGUCGAGGGCCUGCUGCGCACGGGCGGGGCGUUUGUGGGCAUUGCGAAGAAUACGAUUGAGAACUUCUUGGAUUUCAUUGAGCGCUUUGGGUUUAUUCCGAAUGGCGCGCGGCUGUACUACUUGAAUCGGUCGCAGCCGCCGCUGUUGUCGCAGAUGGUCAAGGUCUACAUUGAGCAUACAAAUGACACGAGUAUUCUGACGAGGGCUCUGCCGCUGCUGGUCAGGGAGCAUGACUUUUGGAUCAGCAACAGGACCGUCAGCGUGACUGUUGCGAAUAAGACGUACACGCUGCAGCAAUAUGCCGUGCAAAACACCCAGCCGCGGCCAGAGUCCUUCCUGGAGGACCAUGUCACCGCCAACAACCGCUCCUAUUUCGCUGCUUCGGGCAUCAUCUAUCCCGCCAACAAGCCUCUCAACGCGACCCAAGUGGCAGAUCUAUACGCAAACCUCGCCACCGGCGCCGAGAGCGGCAACGACUACACCUCCCGCUGGCUCGCCAACCCGUCCGACGCCAUCAACGACGUCUACUUCCCCCUGCGCUCGCUCAACAACAAGGCCAUUGUCCCCGUCGACCUCAACGCCAUCCUGUACGGCAACGAGCUGACAAUCUCGCAAUUCUUCAACCGCACCGGCAACCUCACCGCCGCCCGCGCCUGGGCCGAGCGCGCCGCAAACCGCAGCACCGCCAUCCAAGCCGUCUUCUGGAACGAAACCCUCUUCAGCUACUUUGACUACAACCUCACCUCCUCUUCGCAGUAUGUCUACGUCCCCGCCGACAAGGACGCCAUCUCGCUCGACAGGCGAACCGCUCCCCCGGGCAAGCAAGUCUUCUUCCACGUCGGCCAGUUCUACCCCUUCUGGACGGGCGCCGCGCCAGACUACAUCAAGAACAACCCCUAUGCCGUGACGCGCGCCUACGACCGCGUGGCGGGAUAUCUCGACGCCCAGCCCGGCGGUAUUCCAGCCAGCAACGUCCAGACCGGCCAGCAGUGGGACCAGCCCAACGUCUGGCCGCCGAACCAGCACAUCCUCAUGCAAGGGCUCAACAACGUGCCCGCGACCUUCUCGGCCCAGGACCCUUCGUAUCAGGACAUUCAGAACCUAUCUCUGCGUCUGGGGCAGCGAUAUCUCGACUUUACGUUUUGCACGUGGCUCGCCACAGGAGGGUCUACCUCGGAAACGCCAAAGCUGCGUGGGCUGUCGGACCAAGACGUGGGUAUCAUGUUUGAAAAGUACGAUGAUAACUCGACCAACGCUGCGGGUGGAGGAGGAGAGUAUGAGGUUGUCGAGGGCUUUGGCUGGACGAAUGGUGUGCUGCUAUGGACGGCUGAUACGUUUGGGAAUAAGCUCAAGAGACCGCAGUGCGGAAACAUCACGGCAGGUCAUCCGGCGCCGUCAUCUUCGUCUUCCAAGAGAAGUGCGGUCCAGUUGGAUGCUUGGGAUGCGAGGAGAGUGAAGAAGUUUGGCAAGAGAGCAGAGGGGAGGGUAGAAAGACCAUUUCUGUUUUGA
Trichoderma atroviride IMI 206040 is the source of this 2055-nucleotide messenger RNA. RefSeq lists its product as uncharacterized. The record is from RefSeq and is a predicted model, not a curated record. Gene Ontology annotation, molecular function: alpha,alpha-trehalase activity. Gene Ontology annotation, biological process: trehalose catabolic process. Lineage: Eukaryota; Fungi; Ascomycota; Sordariomycetes; Hypocreales; Hypocreaceae.